Molecule: messenger RNA, 810 nt
Organism: Fusarium oxysporum Fo47
Lineage: Eukaryota; Fungi; Ascomycota; Sordariomycetes; Hypocreales; Nectriaceae
Exons: 3
Coding region: 40-810 (256 amino acids)
Source: RefSeq, a predicted model, not a curated record
CAAGACUGCAUUGGCAUUCAUUAAGGUUGAUAUUGAGUAAUGGCAGCCAAUAACUUGCCAAUUCUGAUAAGACCACAAGGACCUCAGUACAUCACAACCCUCGGCGCUUGUCGUGCGCAGGCGGUAAAGCGCAAACGGCACAGACUUGUAGAACUGGUGGGUGAUGGUAUACCGGCCGGUAGUCUUCGUUGGUUCCCUUUUUACCAGGACAGGAAGCUUGGCUUCGGAACACCACUGGCGGCCAUCGGUUUUACCCUCACGAAAAAGGGGUGUAUGGAAGCACUGAAAGCGGUGUGGUGUGCUCCCGGGACGGGCAGGAUCUCACUAGCGCACGGCGCCCUGGGAUCAGACGAUCGCACUGUCGAAUCCGCCCCACAGCAAGCCAGAUCCCAGGGUUCCCGCCAUUCCGUCCUGGUGUUGAUGGUCGAUAGACCCCUGUCCUUGUUUCUCCUGAGCUCAAUGGGAAUCCAUCCUUUUGGAAUGAUUGCACGAUAUGUUGUGUCAGAUGCUUCGCCGCUGGUCUUCAGCCUAAAUAUAUUGUACCUUCUUCAUGAUCGUGGAUAUCUGACUGCUCAAUAUGAUGACCAACUAGCGACCUUGACCGAGCGGGAAUCUGGCGUUUGGAGAAGCCACGGGCAACUCCUAAACCCUCACCGAUCGCUUCGGGCGCACCCUACCCCUGUCAACUCACAAAACACAGUAGGACUUGGCGUAGCAUUGGAAUCCGUCACCAGCACUGUGGUGGAUAUCUCCAUCUGCAUCUCCGUGUGCGCCUCGGCAAUGUUUCGAGGCCAAGGACUCAAGGUGUAG